Messenger RNA from Schistosoma turkestanicum, 1182 nucleotides. The record is from the annotation of a GenBank genome assembly. NCBI's taxonomy places the organism in Eukaryota, Metazoa, Platyhelminthes, Trematoda, Strigeidida, Schistosomatidae.
AUGGUAUUUAUUUAUGUUACGAUUCCAAAUGUUACCGAAAAUCUGGAUAUAUUGUUCCAUCGACUUGAAAAUUUUUAUGGUGUAUCGGUAACAUUAUCUGAAGAUAAACUUAAAAUAUGUGGAACUUCAGACAAAUUAAAUGCAGCUCAAGAUUACGCACUGCGUUUUGUUAGUCCAGAAUCAGUUUUAGUCAGUACGAUUACUUCAUCGGAUUGUUUGGAAUUAUUCAGUAAUCUGACAAUAAUUCAUCAUUUUGAAUUAACGUACAACAUUGUUGUAAUUGUUAAAAAAUCUAAUGUAUUGAUCAUUAAAGGAUGUUCAUUUGCAAUCAAACGUUUCUCGAAAAUUCUAAAUCUAUUGGAAUCAUUCCUAAAAAUCAAAUGUGUUUAUUUAAGCGAUUUAAAAAUCUCAAUUUUAAAGACAUUGUGUGAGAAGUAUUCCAUAAAUUAUAAUAGCUUACAGUGCACUGACACAGUGAAGCUGGCUCUUAUAAAUUAUUUUAUUUCUUUGGAAAAACCUGGAGAGAUUAUAUCCUCUGAUAGUUGCUUAGUUGAUUCAGCAAUCGAAAAUGUGCAUUUUAUAGAGGCCUAUCGUAAGUCUCAAGUGGACAAUCCGGAAUUAAUCAAUGAAGGUAGUGAAUCAGACUCAUUAUCUUCAUUGACAAAUUCUAAAAAGGUUAAGUCAGAUGUAUCGUUACAAUCUCGCUUGAGACCCAUUAUAAUUGACGGUAGUAAUGUGAGUUUCGCUCAUGGAAAACAAAAAGAAUUCAGUGUUCAAGGAAUUCGUCUAGCCUUAGACUACUUUACAAAACGUGGUCAUAAAGAUAUAGUCGUUGUGAUACCUAGACAUUAUCAAGGUAAAGGUGGUCGUUAUUUUGAUGAACUAGAGCAUUCUGGUUUAUUAACUUAUACACCGUCACGAACACUAAAUCAAGAAAGACAAGCAGUUUAUGAUGAUCGCAUAAUCUUGCAGUUGGCAGCUGAUAAGAAUGCAGUCAUUGUAUCCAAUGAUCAAUAUCGUGAUCUUAUGUCCGAGAAUGCUAAAUUCAAAGAACUGAUUGCAACACGACUCCUUCCAUAUGUAAUGUCAGGGAAUACAUUUCUUCUUCCUGAAGAUCCUUAUGGCCCUAAAGGUCCAUCCUUAUCUGAAUGUUUAACAAUAUCAAAUUCAAUCAAGAGUUGA